AGCAAACUCCAACGUGGUCCGCUCAGCCUGUUGGUGACAGGUUAUGAUUAGAUGUCGGCAGACGGACAUCUGACUUGCAGAUAUAGAGGAGCUUGUUAGGAGCAUCCACUGUACGUACUUGGGGCGUCGGAGGUGUCUGGGAUAGGAGUGGGCAUGUUCUUGAACACAGCUUCUCCCCGGAGGUCGUUCAACAUCCCCAUUAACAUCAACCUGCACGGUGCUCGCAGGCGGCAGACACGGGAGCUGCCCCACACGACGGUGGCGCUGGAGCACGAGGGGAGCCGGGGAGGGGAUGGACGAGGAGGGGAGGGGGCCCGGACCCAGAUGCCGGUGUCAAGUGUCGGGGAGGACAGAGCCAUCCUGCUGGGCUUCACCAUGAUGGCCUUCGCUGUGCUCAUGUUCUUUGUGGUCGGCAUCACUGUGGUCAAACCCUACGUCAACAGUAACUGGGAGAAGACCGCCAGCUGUGUGCUGCUGCAGACCGACAUCCUGGAGGAGUGGGUGGACUGCAGAGGUGUGAGCACGGUGCCCUGCCUCAGGGUGACGGUGAACGUCUCUGGCUUCAACCACGAAGCUUUUCUGCACUACGAUGAAGAGUCGGUGACGCUCGCUACCGAGUGUUUCUACAUACCAAGGUGCCAAAUGGACAAAAAGGCUCUUCAAGACGAAGUCCGUAAAGUGAAAAACAGCUUGGACAGUCAGCUGGCGAGCGCCGCUUCGUGCCUCACCAGCAACUCCACGCGCCACGUCAUCCUGGGCAGGAAGCACACGCUGAGGAAGACCCUGAUCGCUCUGCUGUGGCCCUGCCUGAUGCUGGGCGGCGGGGCUCUGCUGGUGGGCCUUGUAAAGCUCACACAGUUCCUGGCCCACCUGUCGUCUGAGGUGUGCAGCGAGAGGGCGAGGGGCAAGCUCACUUCAAGAUGCACCCAGGGCAAACUGUACAGACUGCUCCGGAGGCCCAGCACGCAGUCACCUUCAUGACGCGUCCAGCGCGCCGCAACAUGUCAAAGAAAGCAUGUGUGAAGAUGUCACACGAUCUAAUCUAUAGGGCUACUCACCAUAAAACAUAGGUUUCACUUCUCAAAAUCCAUUAGAAACAUAAUUUUAAUCUUGUUCACAUAAAUAAGUGCCAUGUAGUGCCUUUACAAGUGUAGACAACUGGUCUUAAAGUCACCUUAAAUCCCUUUUUUUUAAGUGUUUGUAUGCACUAUAUGUCACCUAUCUGUCAGUAUCUGGCCCAAGUCUGUCUUUUACUCAAACUAUUUAAAAAUAACUCAUUCUGCACUAAGGGGCGUGUACCAAUUUUGCAUCCCGUCUCUCUCUCUCCGUGACCAGUCAGCGCAGACUGGGCUCCUUAGGAGAGAGGUGACCUCCUCACCUCUGUUUUAACAAAGAACACAAACAGUCUUAAAAGUGCUCAUUGGGCAGGCACAAGCUCUUCCUCAACACCAGCACAACGUGAAAGUGAUCACGGUCAGAAAGUUGCACUGAGCCGACCCCAGUUUGUACCACUCAUGUUUAAACACACAUUCCAUUUCCUUGUCUCUGUGGUCUUGUCUGUGGUUUGGUGCCGGGUGUUCAGAGCAUCUUCGCAGGAAACAGCUGCCUGAUGUAGCCAAA
Messenger RNA from Mugil cephalus (flathead mullet), 1620 nucleotides. It is a transcript of the gene kcnmb3, whose product is annotated as potassium calcium-activated channel subfamily M regulatory beta subunit 3. Gene Ontology annotation, biological process: potassium ion transport; detection of calcium ion. The coding region runs from base 154 to 981 and encodes 275 amino acids. Gene Ontology annotation, cellular component: voltage-gated potassium channel complex; membrane. Gene Ontology annotation, molecular function: potassium channel regulator activity; calcium-activated potassium channel activity. The record is from RefSeq and is a predicted model, not a curated record. The transcript is spliced from 4 exons. NCBI's taxonomy places the organism in Eukaryota, Metazoa, Chordata, Actinopteri, Mugiliformes, Mugilidae.